This is a messenger RNA of Darwinula stevensoni, 1151 nucleotides long. The record is from the annotation of a GenBank genome assembly. Lineage: Eukaryota; Metazoa; Arthropoda; Ostracoda; Podocopida; Darwinulidae.
AUGUUUGCAGUAUGGGAGAAGGCCCUUCGAGGGAAGUUCGAGUGGCCGGGGUGGAGGUCGGAGGAAGAAAACGCCAAGGAGGAGUUUCCCGGGAUCCAACCUGUUCCGAAUGAGAUUUCGGAGGACGUAGAAUCCUCGGGUCCAUCUCCGCACCAACAACAGCAGAACACAGGGGUGAAUCGGGGAGGACUCCUUCGGCCGCCGGGGAGCGAGGACGUCGCAUCGCGAUAUCCAAAUGCCGUCUGGGUCAAACCCGACCCAACACUAAUGCGCAGGCUUUCCCAAGAACCCGGAAAUGCCGUCCCCGCCCCGAUAACUCUGCCCCAGGAUCCCAGGAACGCAGUCGCCGCCACGAGAGCUCUCCCGCAGGAUCCCUGGAACCCCGUCCCGGCUCAGAAAAUUCUGCCACAGAAUCCCCGUAACAUCAUCCCUGCCCCGCCGCUCUCCCCUGGCUCCAGGAACGCCCUCUUCACUCCACCCCUUUCCCCAGGUUCCAGAAAUGCUCUUUUCAUCCCCUCUUUCUCCCAUGGUUCGAGGAAAGCCCCUCCAACCCCAGGCAAUUUCCCCCAUGUUCGCAGGAACGCCUUCCCCAAGCCACCCUUCCCUCGUCCCGUGGAUAACAGAAAUCCCUUCUCCACCUUCCACAGAUAAUAAACCUUCCUCCGAGAAGCACCACACGAACGACUGCAGGCCUACGCAUGCUUACGUUGUUGAUUUAUAUCCCAGUUUGUUUUGUUUUUGCCAGCGACUUCUCCUGAAGCUUUCCCUCUUUGCGCCUUUUCUGCUACUACAAUGCCGCACUCAAGCUCCCCCUUCUUUUUUUCUUCGUCGAGAUUGCCUAUGCUCGAGGUGUACAAAAAUGUUCACUCUUUACCUCUCUUGUACAUCCAAAGAUGGGAAAGUGAGGCCAGGAAAGCGGAGCGACUCCGAGUUCUCUUGGGCAUUCUAGUCAUCUCCCCGUGUCAUCCUGUUCACAGUAUUCAUGUAUCGUUCAAACGUGCGACAGAAUGUCUGCACGUGUCGGAAUACACGAGUCGUCGAACGACAAAGGACCAUCUCGAUUCAUUUAUUGCUCCUGAACACAGAUCGCUAACACAUGGGGAGGACAGGAAGGGGGAAGAUUUGCAACAAAAAAAAAUCAGACAUGCUGC